Molecule: messenger RNA, 964 nt
Organism: Schistocerca gregaria
Lineage: Eukaryota; Metazoa; Arthropoda; Insecta; Orthoptera; Acrididae
Product: eukaryotic translation initiation factor 4E type 2-like
Exons: 4
Coding region: 56-769 (237 amino acids)
Biological process (GO): translational initiation
Cellular component (GO): eukaryotic translation initiation factor 4F complex
Molecular function (GO): translation initiation factor activity; RNA 7-methylguanosine cap binding
Source: RefSeq, a predicted model, not a curated record
CCCGCCUGAGACACCACCCCUUUUUUAUUUCAAUCAUAGGCUCGAAAUUUAUUAAAUGGAGUCAGGCGUUGAUUCUGAGGAUGGUGUCGUUGUACAGGCUGUCCCUAUAAUGCAAAACGAUGAAACCAGUACCACGGACACCCUCGAGCAAGAGGCUGAGCCGUCAACUAGAGAAGCAACGCCAUCAGAACGACAUCCCUUGAGAUAUCAUUGGACAUUUUUUUUCGUAAAGAGACAACCGGCCAUAAACCUCGCUGACACAUAUGAAAAAAACAUCAAGAAGAUAGGCGGGUUCGGAACAGUGGAAGAGUUUUGGGCCUUUUACAAUCACUUAGUGAGGCCCAACGACCAGUUGAUAGCGUGUGACUAUCACCUAUUCAAAACUGGUAUCAAGCCGAUGUGGGAGGAUGAGACCAACAGGAAAGGGGGAAAGUUUGCAUUCCGCGUAUCAAAGAAAAGACGCUUGAGUAGCAAGUAUUGGGAGGAUUUGUUGCUCGCACUUGUGGGAGACCAAUUUGGGGAAGAUGGGCAAGACAUCUGCGGAAUAGUCGUCUCGAUUCGAAACACCGAUGAUGUUUUUUCUGUAUGGACUAAAAAUGCUGCCAACAUUGAGCAGAGAGGCAGGCUUGCUGAAAGGAUUAAGCAGCUUCUGGGCCUGCCUCCAAAUCUUUCCCUAGAUUACAAAUCUCACGAUCAGAGCAUAAGAGAAAAUUCCAACUUUCAGUCUCGCGUAGCCAAGUCUGACACAGUUAUAAAAGCCCAAGCAUGAAAAGGAGUAGGUGCAAAAGUGUAAUAACAGAAGAACCUCUAGCACCCUGAAUGUUCUGCAAUCACCACAUUUUUCACUUCGUAUCGACGUAUCGUAGCGAACAAGAUAUGGCCGUUCCCCUUCCAGUUAGACACGGCCCGGCCUGGAGGAUGCUUCAGGCAACAUUCACUGUGUGCACAUUAUAUCACAUUUGAA